AUGUCGUGUGUCCAAAUGAAGAUGUCCUUUUCUCCGGUUGUUUUACUUGUCAUCGCUGCUGCAAGUGCAGCUGCACAAAGCAGCGACCAGACUCUAUACCAAGGAGCGCAAGUGCUGAAACUCAAGCUCAAGACAGAUGCUCAGAAAACACUCAUCGGGAAGUUGCAAAGUGACGGAAAGAUUGAAAUUUGGAAACGUUUCUCCGAUGGAAUGGUCGUGGAUGUUUUGGUCAUCUCUUCGGCGCUAGCUGCAGUGAAAGCUCAGUUGAAGAAAGCAAACGUGGAAGUGCAGGUCAUGAUUGCCGACGUGGCGAAAACGAUUAAAACGGUCAACCCCCCAACUGACGUAAAACGGAAGCAAACACCGAUGAAAAAAGGAGCUAAUAUUAAGAUCGCCGAGAUAUAUAACUUGCCUUUCACGCAAUACAACAGACUCAGCGUCAUUUACGGAUAUUUGGACUUUCUCGCAAGAACCUAUCCGACUUUCUGCACCGUUCAGAGUAUUGGAACCACUGUUUUGGGAACCGAAAUUAAAAUGCUGAAAAUUUCUGGAAGUGUCCAGCCAGCCAACCUCAGUAUAGUAAUUGAUGGAGGAAUUCACGCUCGGGAGUGGAUUUCUCCUGCUGCGGUGACGUACGUCAUCAGGGAGUUGGUGGAAAAUCGCACCCUAUACGCGUUCGCGCCAAAACUCGAUUAUUACAUAAUACCAGUGGCCAAUCCUGACGGUUACGAGUACACACAUACGACAAGUCGGUUCUGGCGCAAGAAUCGACGAGACCCGACGAGCAGUUGUCCAGGCGUCGAUUUGAACCGCAACUUUGACUACAUGUGGGGAGGCUUGGGAGCCAGUAGCGCUCUUUGCUCCGAAAUCUACAGGGGGAAAUCCGCUUUUUCCGAACCUGAAUCCCGGGCCAUGAGGGACGUCAUGACCACAAUAGGAACUAGUGCUAAGGCGUAUAUAGCAUUCCACAGCUACGGACAGCAAAUCAUCUACCCCUGGAGCUACAAAGCACUUCUGACCAACGAUUCUGCCGAUCUGGACAAAAUGGGCAAGAAAAUGGCCGCUGCCAUCACGAGCGCGGGAGGACCAGCCUACACUGUCGGAAACUCCGCCGUUGUUGUAUACGUCGCCUCAGGUGUUUCUGAUGAUUUCGCGAGGGGAGGCGCCAACAUUAAGUACUCGUUCACAAUCGAGCUGCGAGACAAAGGAACGAGCGGAUUUCUGCUUCCUGCAACCCAGAUUGUGCCGACGGGAAAAGAUGCGUUUGCUGCUGUCCAGGCUAUGUCUCUCGAGCUCAUUGCUGGCGCUUAGUGGCCUAAAAAUAAUGCUUCUAUAAAGAAACAAAAAAUUGC
Messenger RNA from Cloeon dipterum, 1352 nucleotides. Its product is annotated as carboxypeptidase B-like. The transcript has 7 exons. Gene Ontology annotation, biological process: proteolysis. Bases 1 to 1311 code for a protein of 436 amino acids. NCBI's taxonomy places the organism in Eukaryota, Metazoa, Arthropoda, Insecta, Ephemeroptera, Baetidae. Gene Ontology annotation, molecular function: metallocarboxypeptidase activity; zinc ion binding. The record is from RefSeq and is a predicted model, not a curated record.